GUUCAAGGGUACCGGAAUCUGCAACGAAGACUUCCAAUCCUGCACUGUGUGGUUUUGGUCAAAGACCCCCCGAAGGAUGUCUUGAUGGCCUACGGCCUCACAGAGAAAGACAGCCGUGUGUAUUGUCUUGAAUCCACUUGUCACAGCCCUGACGGAUGUCGCUUGAUUCCACUGGAAGAAUGGCUGAAACGUGAACUCAACCCUUUGUUCGUGGGCAGCAAAGUCUUGUACCGAAGUUGCGAAGUUACCGAUGAUACGCGGGUUGCCCCAAAGGCCUUUUGGAACUGGGUGAUUGAAGCCCGCACUAUUCCGUAUACAAAGCUCUCCACCAAGGCUGGCUUCGAUUUGCUCUACAAUUGGUUAUUUUCAUCUGAAAGGGUUGUUCAAGCGUUACUCGAGGUCCAAACCGACCUCUCCAUGGUGCGAGUCAUGAAGAUCGUUGGAGAUGGGCCCUUGGGCCACAUUUUUGCAGGGUUCUGUGGGCUCGUGGCCCAGUUUGCACUGGCGCUUUACUUCACCAUAGUUACAAUUACCGUCAUCCUGUUCCAUAUUCCUGAAUUGCUCCAUCAAGGACGACUCGGUCGUGUCCCUGCCGAGACUAACGAACGAGGCUUUGUCAAGACAACCAACUGCAGCGGUUGCACUGCAGAAUCUCUCAUGAAUCUUGGACUCUUGGAUGGUACCAAAACUGACUCCUCCUGGUGGUUACCCCGUGACUUUUUGCCAAGGGAUGUUGCUUCGAGUGCAACCGGUGGAAAUUUGCUGGACCUACACACUACUCAAGCCAAGUACGCCAACACAUUGAUUGAUGUCUUUGUGCCUGACUAUGAGCUGGAGCAGCGUACUCGUCAAAGUGUACGAUAUUCGUUUCAGAAACAGCUUGCUCGUGAACUCCGCCAGUAUACCGGGACGGAGGAAUUCUCAUACGAUUCAGAUUCAGAUUCAGCAGAGAGUGACUGAGUAAGUAAAUUUUCGGAGGAAUGCGAAAUGCGAAAGUUCAAGAUUGUGAUGGGAUCAAAGAAUUGAAGACGUAAGAUUAUGAAUGGUGAAAGAAGAUGCCUCAUCCCAUUCCUUGAGAGAUCAGCGUGCUGUGCCUACGGUAGGGUAGAACAAACAAGUAAUGUAAAGCUCGUCC
Molecule: messenger RNA, 1135 nt
Organism: Seminavis robusta
Lineage: Eukaryota; Bacillariophyta; Bacillariophyceae; Naviculales; Naviculaceae
Source: the annotation of a GenBank genome assembly